Messenger RNA from Ahaetulla prasina, 1954 nucleotides. RefSeq names its product serglycin (gene SRGN). The transcript has 3 exons. The coding region runs from base 74 to 490 and encodes 138 amino acids. NCBI's taxonomy places the organism in Eukaryota, Metazoa, Chordata, Lepidosauria, Squamata, Colubridae. The record is from RefSeq and is a predicted model, not a curated record.
GCCUGCCCCUGUUUCAUUUCCACAUCAGCGGUGACGGUUGGCGGAGUGUGGAGGUGCCCAAGCCAAAUUGGAGAUGCUCGUCAAACCUAUUGGAAGGAUCUUUGUGGCUCUUGGUGUAAUCCUUUUUCUGGGAUGCCCAGGACAAGGAGCUCCUCAAAAAAGCCGGUACCUGUGGGUCCGAUGUAAACCUGAUGCCAAUUAUGCCAACUGCAUUGAAGAAAAGGGGCCAAGUUUUGUCACGCCGGAUGAGAAUGCAAAGAACCUCUUUGAGGCAAACCCCACACGAGAGAUACUUCAAGACCAACCCAGUACUUUGCCAUUUUCUGGAGAUGAAGAAGGAUCUGGCAAUGAAGUUGAUCCCGAGACAGGAUCGGGCUUCGAGUAUGAUCUGGAAGAGCCCGAUGGGUCUGACUUUGUGAACCAACCACAUGAGACUCUGAAGCUUACGCUACCAAAUGAAGACUUAUUACCCCAUGAAAACACACUGUGAUUUCUAUUAUGGCUCAAUGUGAUCUUUCUUUUUACAUUAUCAUAGGUUUUGAUGAAAUGUAUACCCUGGACCAGGCAUAUAUGUUAUAACAAUAUUACAGCUAGCCAUGUAUAUCUUAAAAUGUCUAGUGCUUUUCUUUGAUAAAAUCUAUUGUUUGUAAGCUGAAAAACAGAAGCAAAAACAAAACAAAACAGUUAAACUAAAUUCAAAAUAAUCAUGCAAGAAUCAAUCAUACUAAGAUCGGGGUAUGCAAACUUGGCUCUUUUAAAACUUGUGGACUUCAACUCCCAGAGUUCUGGGAGUUGAAGUCCACAAGUCUUAAAAGAGCCAAGUUUGCAGACCUCUGUACUAAGAGAUGGAAUGCUAGACAAACUCUUUUCAUGUCAGCAUCUCAUUUCUUUGGUUAUACAGGUAGUCCUCAACUUACAACCAUUGGUUUAAUGACCGUUCAAAGUUACAAUGGCCCUGAAAAAUGGGGAUGAUGACGAAGUUUUUACACUUACGACCACUGCAGCAUCCCCCUGGUGACGUGAUCAAAAUUUGGACACUUGGCAACUGGCAUGUAUUUAUGACAAUUGCGCUGUUCCAGGAUCAUGUGAUCACUUUUUGCGACAUUCUGACAAGCAAAAGUCAACGGGGAAACCAGAUUCAUGGAACGACGUUACUAACUUAACAAGUGUAGUGAUUCACUUAACAACUGUGGCAAGAAAGGUCAUAAAAUGGGACACGGUUCACGUAAUGACUGCCUUGCUUAGCAAUGGAAAUUUAUGACUCAACUGUGUAAGUCGAGGACUACCUAUAACGUAGAAAUAGAUCAGUUCCCAGGGUAAAUAAACAGGAAGGUGCCACAUGGUUUUGGAACAUUUUGAGACUUUUUGUGUGUGUGCAAGAAACUUGCCAAAAGCAAUGCAAGAACUUACUUACGUACUAUCUCUAGAAAUACGAACGGACAUAAAAAAAAAACACGGUGUUUCUGGGUUUUUCCCCCCACCCCCUAUAUAGGGGAUGUUCCAAAUUUUCCCAACUCUUAACUUUUCCAAAGAGAAGCACCUUUCUCAUUUCUACUAUUAAAGGUAGCUUUCUAAUCUGGGUGGAUAUGGUGCCGUCAAAAUAAUUUUCAAAAAAAUAAGCAGGAAAUAAGCAGGAUUUGGGGUGCUUGCAUUGCUUUUAAGAAAGAGAGAAGCAGCAGCUUUCUAAUUUACAAAACAAUAGCAUUGCCUUCCUUCAAAAGUUGUUGCUUGCAAAUGUACUAAAGAACCACAUGGCUUUAAAAUGCAUUCAUUCCUUGGGCUGUUUUGUUACAUUGUAAACUGCCCUUACGUUUACAAAUUUGAUGUAUUUUAUAUUUUAUUUCUUCAAUGCAGACAUAGUGCUUGUUUUGCAACCCUUUCAAGCCGCUUGAUAAGCAUUUUCUUAUGCCCGCAAUUAUUCAGCUAUCUUUCCAUUAAAAUCUAAUGCAACUAA